CGGGGCAGGGCGACGCGGAGGGGGCCGGUGGAGCGUGGAGCGCGGGGUCCAGAGUGGUUUGUGCGCCAAAGUUUCCCUAGCGCCGCGCUGCGCUACCUGAGGCAGCCGAAGAUGUAACUGGAGGGGUCGACGGCGGCCCGCGGACUAUGCUCGCGCUCCUGGGCGUGGCGACCCUGAUGCUGGUCGCUGGAGCGCCAUGGGUGUUGCCCGAAGCUGCAGAAGGAACAAAUCUGAAACCUCCUGAAAAUGGAGAGGUCUCCAUCAUUGAUGACAGUUUCACCCUGAAGUGGAACAGGAGCGGUGGAUAUUUCAAGAACGUGACUUUUUCAGCAGAGUAUCAAACACCAGGGAUGGGUAAUUGGAGAAAACUGCUUGGGUGUCAGUAUGUUACUCGUACCGAAUGCAGCUUUUCUUCACUCCACUUAAGAAGUGUUUACGAAAAUAUUAAAUUGCGCAUAAGAGCAGAAAAAGGAAACAGCACUUCUCAGUGGCAUGAGGUUCCCCCGUUUGUACCAUUUAAAAAAGCUCAAAUUGGUCCUCCAGACGUACGUUUAAAAGCUGAAGAUAAGGCGAUAAUAGUAAACAUCUCUCCUCCUGGAACAAAAGAUAGUACCAUGUGGGCUAUGGAUCAAUCAAACUUUCUGUAUAGCUUGGUUAUCUGGGAAAACUCUUCCAGUCUAGAAGAAAGGACUGAAAGUGUUUAUUCCAGAGAUAAAAUUUAUAGACUCUCACCAGAGACUACUUAUUGUUUAAAAGUGAGAGCAGAACUGCGUUCAUCAAGAAAAUUCGGUGUCUAUAGCCCGGUGUCUUGUAUAACUACCACAGUGGAGCAUAAACUGCCUUCGCCAGAAAAUAUAGAGAUCAGUGCUGAAAAUCAGAUCUAUGUUCUGAAAUGGGAUUACACAUUUGAAAACAUGACCGACAUGACCUUUCAAGCUCAGUGGCUCCAUGCCUUUUUAAAAAAGAUUCCUGGGGACCAUUCAGACAAAUGGAAACAAAUACCAAACUGUGAAAAUGUCAGAACAACCCGUUGCGUCUUUCCUCAAAGUGUUUUCUCAAAAGGAAUUUACUCCAUCCGUGUACGAGCAGCGGAUGGAAAUACUACAUCUCUGUGGUCUGAAGAGAAAAAAUUUAAUACCGAAAUGCAAACUGUCAUAUUUCCUCCAGUCAUUCACGUGAAACUCAUUGGUGAGGACUCACUGCGCGUCUCCAUCGGGGCUCCAGAAGAGUCUGAAAACAAGUCUGGGUACCAGCUUUACCCGCUAAUUUAUGAAGUUGUUUUUCGGGAAAACACUUCAAAUGCUGAGAGAAGAGUUCUAGAGAAGAGAACUGAUUUUACUUUUCCUAACUUGAAACCGCUGACGGUAUAUUGUGUCAAAGCCAGAGCACUGGUUGAGAGCAACAGGUGGAACAAAAGCAGUGUUUUCAGUGACACUGUGUGCGAGGAAACCAAACCAGGAAAUACUUCCAAAGCCUGGCUCAUAGCUGGAAUUUGCACUGCAGUGUUUUCUAUCGUCGUUGUCAUUUACGUUGUGAAAGCCCUCUUGAGAUGCGUCAGUUAUGUGUUCUUCCCGUCAAGUAAACCUCCUUCCACUAUAGAUGAGUGUUUCUCUGAAAAGCCACUGAGGAACCUCCUCCUUUCCACUUCUGAGGAACAAACAGAAAGAUGUUUUAUAAUUGAAAAUACAAGCACUGUUACUACAAUAGAAGAGACUGAUCAAAUUGGUGAAGAUUACAAAAAAUACAGUUCCCAAACUAGUCGAGAUUCAGGAAACUAUUCUAAUGAAGAUGAAAACAGUGGAAGUAAAAUAAGUGAAGGACUUCUCCAAGAGGAACCUGUGUGACCGGAAAUGAACUCUAAAAUAUUAGGGAGUCUAGUGGGAGUUGUAGUGGGAGCCAAGCUCCGAGCUCCUCUCAGUAACCAUCAAGAGACUAUGUGCUUGUGGGGGAAGAGAAAAUCAUCUUCCGAUCAUAGGUCCUAAAAAUACAGGAAAGCACUUAACUACUUAAAAUGAAUUUGGAGAAGAGUUUCCUACCGUCUUUUCCUGUGUAAAGUCUUGAGAGACCUGUCAUUGGACCUGCCUGGGAUGAAAUGAGUUAAACCCAGAAGCUGCCCCUGUCCUCCGGAUGACAUCUGAAGUCCCCGUGCUGUUUUGUGGCUAGAACUCCCAGUACAAGGCUGAGCGGAAGUGAACAGUGUCCUGUUCCUGACCUUGGGGAGAAAGCUGGUGGCCUUUCUCCAUUCGCCGUGGGACUUUCGUGGGCGCCCUUCAUUAGAUGGAAGAAGUUACCGUCUAUUCCUAGUUUGUUCCGUGUUUUUAGUUUUUAUCAUGAUAGGGUGUUAGAUUUUUGUGAAAUGCUUUUUCUGUGUCUACUGAGACCAUCUUUUUUUUUAACCCUUUAUAUUAUUAAAAUAGCAUAUGACAUUGAUUGGUUUUUGUAUAUUAAACCAACCUGCAUUCCUGGGAUAAAUCUCACUUGGUCAUGGGGUAUAAUUCUUUUUACAUGUUGCUGGAUUCCACUGGCUAGUAUUUUGUUGAGGAUUUUUGCAUUUAUAUUCAUAAGGAAUGUUGACUUGUAGUUUUCUUCUGAUGCCAUUGUCUGGUCUUGGUAUCAAGGUCAUACUGGCCUCGUAGAAUGAGUUGGAAAAGGUUUCCUUCUGCUCUAUUUUUUGGAAAAGCUGAUGAAGAUUUGGUAUUAAUUUUUCUUUAAAUGCUUUGCAGAAUUCACCAGGGAAACCAUGCUGACUUGGUCUUACAUUGUGAGAAGCUGGACUGUAAUUGGCUUCUUUGGUGUUUCCCAAUAUUGACCAUUUUAAAAUUAUAAUAUUCCUUAAGUACGUGUGAAUUUAAAACUGAAUAUAAUCUUCAGUUUGUAGCUCUCAUACAACCACAAAACCAAAUCAAAUUUAUAAGUGAAUUCUAAUCAAAACUGUAAAACAAUAAAAUUAAGGCAAAAAACAUUAACCCAAUAUUUAGAAUAAUGUUAUUUGUUAAAAUUAAAUUGCCACUGGCAGAAUGAAUCUAAAGUGAAGGUUCUUAUGAGCUCAGCAUGGCUUGUCUCCCGUGUACCCUAUAAUGAACCAAUUUAAUAUGUAAUUACUUUUUUAAAAAAUCAAACUAUGAUGAAUCUCUGAUUGUAUAGUACAUAGUUAAUACCACUUAACCAUAUUUGGCAAGUUUAGAACAUGUUAAGUCUGUCUCUGUUUAUGUCCCAUUACCUGGAUAUGGUCAAAAUAGUGCUAGCACACCCCAAGGAAACCCUAAGCACAAACACAUGAUAGGUUCAUUCUGAUGAUUCCAGAAUUUGCUUAUAUAUGUUUUUUUAAAGAUUACCACCAAAAUGAAAGCAAAUUCUUAAAUUUCUGGAAGAGACUUAGUGUGCCCCACAAAUAAGUCUGCAAUUUGGGAAACAUCGGCUUGGAACUUUUUUUUAAUGGUGUGCCUCAAUCCGUGCCAAAGAGCUCCACAUGAAUCCUUACGCAUGAUUACCCUCAGAAGAUAGUUACUCAAAGUAUGGUUAUACAUGUAGCUUCUUGAAGUUCUUCCAUUUAUAAAUAUCUCAUCUUGAACAACAAGGAAAGAAAAAAAAAGUAAAAAUCUUGUGCAGGUCACCAUGACCUGACCCAGAAAUGACUUGGUUGUUGGUUUUCCUAAGCAAGAACAAAGCAGUUGAGCAAAUACUUAGCCACCACCUCCUCUACAAAACCACUUUUGCCUUUUAAUGAGUAGGACUUUAUAGUGAAUGAAUCAUUGAGAAGGAAGCCCCACAUCUAUAGAAAUAGCCUUGGAGAGGAUGGGAAGCAGUAGACCCUGCUUCACAGCUGAGUUGGACCUGACCCCAGCCCUGGCCCCAAGGUAUGACCACUGCACUAACCCUCCUGGCUGAGUUGACUCUGACUCAUCCUCUUACUCUCAUCUUUUGAACAAGAUCCUAAAGACGGGGGUUACAGAACAGUCAGAGCUAUGAUCCAAGACAGAUGACUAACAUUGCAGCAUCUCCUGGCCCAUCCGCCCCAGGGAGAAGCCAGACCAUGCUGGGUACCACAUUGAGGUUAUGGCCAAAGUGCAGUGUGGAACAGUGUUUGGAAUCACUUCUUCCAUCUUUGUCUACUGAACCCAAUAAAUAGCCUUAAAAUGACCUAAAAGAUCUCCUGUCACUACAGAGCAUCGUGUAACAUGUUCACAUCAAUUGACUCAUGUGGGAAAGUUUUGCGGGGACUUGAAUGCUUUCCUUUCAUCUUAAUUCAACUAGUUAACUCAGGAGCCAGAUGGAAAAAUGGUCAAGCCCUAUAAGAAAUUGAAAAAAACAAAACUAACUUUCCAAAAUGGUAGGCAAAUUUGUUAGGUAUACUCUAAAAUUCUCUUUAAAAUUUCUUCUCAACAAACCAAGAAACUGAGUAUCUCCAUAUGUUUUAUUUGGAGGGCUCAUUUUCGGGCCAAUUUUUAUGACUGAAAAUUACUCCAUUUUCAUCUCAUUGAAAUCUGUUCCAAGUUAUGUUAAGACUUUUUACAAUGUUUACUGCACGUUCUAACUGCACAGCAUGCUCGAGGAACAUGAAAUAGCUUUCUAAUAGAGGAAUUAAGGAAUCAGUUCCUUAAUUUUCACCAUCUGGCAUCUCUUUUCUCCCAACCACAUCACACAUCUAAGAUUCAGGCAGUCCCCAGAGAGCUCACUGUAAGAACUGCUAUCCUGUCUAAGCAUGGCUGACAGUACAGUAAAGCAUCAAAGAGAGCUCAUCUAAUCAUCCACUUUUCUGAACAUAGAAAGCAGCAGAUGGCUGGAGAGGCUGUGGAGAAAAGAGAACCCUCCUAUAUGACUGGUGGGAAUGAAGUUUAGUGCAGCCAUUAUGGAAAACAGUAUGGAGAUUCCUCAGAAAACUAAAAAUAGAUUUACCAUAUGAUCCAGCAAUCCCACUCAUGGGUAUAUAUCUGGAGGGAGCUCUAAUUUGAAAAGAUACAUGUAACCCAGUGUUCAUGGCAGCACUAUUUACAAUAGCCAAGACAUGGAAACAACCUAAAUGUCCAUCGACAGAUGACUGGAUAAAGAAGUUGUGGUAUAUUUAUACAGUGGAAUACUACUCAGCCAUAAAAAAGAAUAAAAUAAUGCCAUUUGCAGCAACGUGGAUGGAACUAGAGAUCAUCAUUCUAAGUGAAGUAAGCCAGAAAGAGAAGAAAAAUAUCAUAUGAUAUGACUUAUAUUUGGAAUCUAAAAAAGGAGAAAAGAAAAAAGAGGACACUAAUGAACUCAUCUACAAAACAAAAACAGACUCAUAGACAUGGUAAACAAUCUUAUGGUUACCGAGGGAAAGGGGGUGGGAAGGGAUAAAUUUGGGAGUUUGAGAUUUGCAAAUGUUACCCACUAUAUAUAAAAAUAGAUUUAAAAAUUUUUUCUUCUGUAUAGCACAGGGAACUAUAUUCAAUAUCUUAUAAUAACCUUUAAUGAAAAAGAAUAUGAAAACAAAUGUAUGUAUAUGCAUGACUGGGACAUUGUGCUGUACACCAGGAAUUGACACAUUGUAGCUGACUGUACUUCAACAGGGAGUGUUUUCCCUGGCUCAUCACAGAAGAGGAAGUCAGAAAUCCAAAGCAUGAAGAUUCAACUCAGCCUUUCUGGAGAGAGGGAGCCCCAUCGCAAAGAAUUUGGGUGGCCUGUCGCCACUGGUGGACAGUCAACAUGGAACUAAAGUUCAGGUCCUUAGAACUACAGCUUCAAGGAACAGAAUUCUGCCAACGACAAGAACAAGCUUCAAAGGGGGUUUUUCCCCAGAGUCUCCAGACAAGCGCUCAGUCCAGACAACACUUUAUAAUAUGCUGAGCAGAGCACCUAGCCAUGCCUGCACAGUAUGGUCAACAACCUGCAGGCUUAGAAAUUGGGAGAGUUCAUCUUAAAUGACCAAUUACCUAUGGGGGUUGAGUGCAUAUUUCCCCUGAGCAAAAAGUGUUCAUUUGACCUCAUUAAAAUCAUAACUAUGUAGAAAAUAA
Molecule: messenger RNA, 5984 nt
Organism: Camelus dromedarius (Arabian camel)
Lineage: Eukaryota; Metazoa; Chordata; Mammalia; Artiodactyla; Camelidae
Gene: IFNAR1
Product: interferon alpha and beta receptor subunit 1
Exons: 12
Coding region: 147-1844 (565 amino acids)
Biological process (GO): type I interferon-mediated signaling pathway
Cellular component (GO): plasma membrane
Molecular function (GO): type I interferon receptor activity; protein binding
Source: RefSeq, a predicted model, not a curated record